UCUGGGAGAAGGAAUUCCCUUGUUUCUCUCCCAGCUGCACUCUUUCCCAGCACCAUCACAGACUCUGCUCUCCCUUUAAAGAGAGAGGAGGAGCAAAAGGAAGAUGAAUUUACCGCAGUGCAUUUUAUAAUUGAUUCUCGCAUCCAGCUCAGAGGGGAGUGUUUGCUGGCAAGACAGUGCAGAGCUUCACGGUCCUAACGCGACUGUAAACUAGCUCCAGGAAGAAACUCUAGACCCUGCUGCUGCCAGAAGUGAAACUACUCGCCCUGCCCAGUCGCUUGGUGUCUUCCCCCCUCCCACCGUGUGCCGUGCAGCGAUGCAUCCAGCCAGCAGGGGACGGGGUAGGUUCCCUCGGCUGUCAGUCAGUAGGAGCUGCCCGGUUCGGGACGAGCUGAUCGCGAAAUAAGGACUGGCCCUGCGGAGAGCAGAGUACAGAGAGCUGGAGUGUCCAGCCCUGGCCCUGUACCCUGCCUGGAAGCAUCGUCUGCUCGGUAUCUUCCUGCCCCCAUCCCCAGCCGGUUAAUCCCGCCUCAUCUCCCGCGAAGAACUGCUUGCUAACUUCGGCGCCGACGCCAGGUCUGCCUGCACGUCCUGGGCAGGAUGGGGGUCGCUGCAUCCCCUCUCUGCCCCGGGGGCAGCCAGCCCCCUCCUCUUCCUCCCGCCGCCGAGCCCCGUGCUGGAGUCCCUUUGGCACAGCCUCUUCACCAUGUCCUGCCAGCGGCGGAGAGCCCUCAACAGAGUGCCUGAGCCGGACCGGCCCCAGCACCGCGGACAGAUCCCGGCUCUGGGCGGACCGGCCCCAGCACCGCGGACAGAUCCCGGCUCUGGGCGGACCGGCCCCAGCACCGCGGACAGAUCGCGGCUCUGGGCGGAACAGCCCCAGCACCACGGACAGAUCCCGGGGUGCCUCCGGGCUCCGCCGGCGGGAGGGAGCUCGGGAGCUCGGCGCCCGCUCCAGCCCCGCUCCGUGCCUUGGUGCCCCGGGUUCCGGCGUACUGCUGGCAGCCCGCUGCGGUAGCGGCACUCAGCUCUGCCGAGAAAUCUCCCCGCACGCAUCGCCACCCACCUUGCUCACGGCGCCAGAAGAGGGCUUGUAUUUGGGCUCAGAAUCUGUCUUCUGUGGAUCGGGAUUUAAAGGCUCGGCCGGUGCCUGGUUACAGUGGUGUAUGAGUUCUACGGACCCCGAGGUGCACUACAGAGUUAAAAAGGAACCUUGGAUCUGUCACGGCGUGGAGGGCUAAAAUAAACUCCAUACAACCAGCAAACCCAAUCCAGGCCUUCCUGCCUCCCUGAAACCAACUUUACACACACACACAACCGUGAGAAUUCCCUCCUUCCUUCAGCGACCGUAGGAUGAGGCAUUUUCUUCUAUCUGGCUCAGGGUAAAAGCGUACCCUGGGGGCAACAACACACAUCUGGCAGGGGCUGAAAGGUUUUAAUCCAGCCUCUACUGCAAUCAACAAUGGCAAAUGAACCAGUGAUUCUGAAUGUUUAUGACAUGUACUGGAUAAACGAAUACACCUCCACCUUGGGGAUUGGUGUCUUCCACUCUGGCAUCGAGAUCUACGGCAGAGAGUUUGCCUAUGGAGGGCAUCCCUACCCUUUCAGUGGGAUUUUCGAGAUCACACCUGGCAGUGCGGUAGAACUUGGCGAGACCUUUAAAUUCAAAGAAUCCAUUGCCUUGGGUACUACAGACUUCACAGAAGAGGACGUGGAUAAGAUUAUGGAAGAGCUGGGCAAGGAAUACAAAGGAAAUGCAUACCACUUGAUGCACAAGAACUGCAAUCACUUUUCUUCUGCUCUGGCUGAGAUAUUAUGUGGGAAAGAGAUCCCCCGCUGGGUGAACCGCCUGGCCUACUUCAGCUCCUGCAUCCCUUUCCUCCAGAGCUGCCUCCCCAAGGAAUGGCUGACCCCAGCAGCCCUGCAGAGCCACAUCAGCCUUGGUCUCCACAAGGAGGAACAAGGGGACACAACGGAUGAGGAGUCCCCCUCCACCUCUGCAGCCCCCUCAGCCUCAGGCACUUCACGAACCUGUAGACAUACACGGGUCUAGACUGCCCAGUUUGCCCCUAAAUAACAUCCCUGCUCUCUUGUUGUAUUUAUUUCUCACACCUUUUCGCACACACUGGUUUCUCUCUUCAACAGACAAUACAGGGGAGGGAAGACCCUUUCCGAUUCAGUCCCUUUUCCAGGGACUGCCACUACAGUUGCUUGGCAAAAUGACUGUGAACCCCAACACAGAACUGAGGACUGUGGUGACUAAACUGUAUUCUCCUCCAGGGGCCUCCAUGAUCCUUGAUCUACAGAGAACUGCUGACUCUCUCAGGCAUGAGAGCAUGUGUAUGGGCAGAGUGCACAUACUGUGAUGUUCCUUCUCUGGAACUGUUUUAUCUUUUUAUCUCUCCCUCUACCCAUUUUAGACCAGCAGUCUCUUCUCUAUUUUGGCUGGGUUUUCCCUUCCCCAGUGACAAAUCACCUGCCCACACCCAGUGAAGGAACCAGAGCCAGAACUCAACCUUCUCAUCUCUCAGACCAGCAACAAACUCCACUCAGAUCCAGCCCUUUUGUAAUUAUCAGGUUUCUAACUCAUGUGAAGGACAAAUGAAAGGUGCUCCUGUUCUACAACCACCUGUUUUCACUACUCAAAUUUAAGAGCUUAAAUGAUUGUCCUGCUCUUGAAAAUAAUAACAAAGAACCUAGAAAAUGAAUGUGUUACUGUGGCUUUUCUUUGAGGUCAAAAAGAGCAUGGGGCUGUGGUGAUUAGAGGCAGCUACUAAGUAGAUGCAGAGAUGACUUGACCAUAUUGGUGCUUUUUGGCACAGAUUCUUCUCAGUUUUCCUAAUCCUAGGCUGUGCUCCCAGUUUCCUUUUUUUCCCCCCAGAUUCCCGGGGGAAUCUCUCUCCUAGCUGACAUUUGCUGGCUGUAUUUGGGGAAAUGGCCUUCCUGAGCACAAGGAAGAAGAGAGUGAAUCUUUUGGAAGCUCCUGGUGUUUCUGUUGGAAAAAUAGUAGAGUCCCUUGGUAAAUGAAUUAGCUCUAUCUCAUUGGAGGAUCUUUUGGACUCCGUGAAUUUACACAAAUAAGAUAUGAUGUUCAGAAACUACAUGGAAAGGUUGACCCAGCUUUGAAAGAAAAACUAAAACAGAACCCUGUGACACUGGAAUCUGAAUAUGAG
Molecule: messenger RNA, 3173 nt
Organism: Motacilla alba alba
Lineage: Eukaryota; Metazoa; Chordata; Aves; Passeriformes; Motacillidae
Product: deubiquitinase DESI2-like
Exons: 8
Coding region: 1463-2053 (196 amino acids)
Biological process (GO): protein deubiquitination
Molecular function (GO): deubiquitinase activity
Source: RefSeq, a predicted model, not a curated record